UUUCCUUCUCUCUCAUAGAUUGUUAUUACCAGGACCAUCUAUCUACCUUUUAUCUCUGGUUAGCAAAAGGAUGGCGGAGUAUGGAGGAAGAGGGACGGCGUUGGUAGUAGUGGGGAGGGGAGGCCGGGAGUGCGCUCCGGCGUCAGAGGAAGAGGAAGCUGAAAGCGGGAGCACGGGAGGGGGAGUGACGGCCAAGAUCAAGAAGGGGACGAUGGGGGCGCUCGACGUAGCGCGGAAGCCCCGUGGCCGGCCGCCGGGGUCAAAAAACAAGCCGAAGCCGCCCAUCGUCAUCACUCGCGACGCUGAGAACGCCAUGAGGCCCCACGUCCUAGAGCUAUGUGCGGGCUGCGACGUCGUCGAGAGCGUCGCGCAGUUUGCCCGGCGCCACCACCUCGGCCUCUGCGUCAUCAGCGGUAAAGGCACCGUCGCCAAUGUGUCCCUCCACCACCCCGCCACCGUCGCAGCCGGCGCUCCGUCUGGCCGGCCUUCCGCCACCACCCUCACCUUCCAUGGCCGUUUCGACAUCCUCUCUCUCACAGGGACCUACCUCCUGCCCACCUCCCCAUCCUCCCCUUCCACCUCCUCCUUCACCAUCUCUCUCGCCGGAGCCCAGGGCCAGGUCGUCGGCGGCACAGUCGCUGGUAGCCUUGUCGCCGCCAGUCCUGUCGUCCUUAUAGCCGCUGCGUUCAACAACCCCUCCUUCCACCGCCUUCCGGCCGAAGACGAGGACGUGAGGAUGAACAGCGGCAACGGCUGCGUCGGUGGUGGAGUGAAGAAGGAGAGUGAGACAGAGAUGGACGCGUGCUCCAUGUCCAUGUACAACCCAUUGAGCUGCCAACUGCCGCAUGACGCCUUCACGUGGGUGCCUCCCUCUCGGGCCCCUCCUCCUUAUUGACGAAAAUGAUGUUGGUCGCUCGUUCGGCUCGCGAGCCACCGCAUGCAUCAUUCCAUGCAGAACGAGGAAGCUAGCCAUGGGCCAUGGCGGUUGCGUUCCGUCCCCCAAGUGUGUAGUUUUCCCUUGGCUCCCGCAUGUCCAUUAAUGGAUCUGAUCGAUCUCAUUGCCAGUGGUGGUGCUGUGGUUUGUUGUGAUUAAUCUUCUGUUCUUCCGACUCGCCUUUUGUUUUUUCGACUGCAAUGGGAUCUUUCUUUUCUGUUCCAUGUCAUAGAAAAAUUAAUUGGUUUGUGUGUAUGAAGCAGAGAGAGAGAGAGAGAGAGAGAGAGCAUAGGGUCUUGCUGUGGGACGUGGAAUUUCUGGCUGGCCUUGGAGAAGGAUUGAUUUGAUUGCUUUGAGGGAUGAGAUUCCCAACUAAGGAAUAUAUUUCUGGGGGGAGAGAGGGCCGUCCCUGUUGUGGUAACCAAAAUGAAACUCACUUCAUUCUGAAUUCACAGCCUCGUUACCUUUUGUAUCACGAGAGUCCGUGAAGUGAGAAAACAUACAUGCAUCAAACCAGAUCUUAAAAGAACAAAAGAAAAUUGAACUUGACAAGACCAAGUAGUUCUGAGUCCACCGGCGAUUGACAGAGACAGUAGCUGUUGGGGAGGUGUAUAGGUGUGCGUGGAGCGAACAGGAAGGAGAGGGGGCUGAUCUUUACGGUGGAAAAAAUGGCAACUCAACGCCUUAAGGUCGAUAAAUCGGCUCCACAGGAGGCUUCUGGUUUGGUCUACCUGAUCUGACAAGUGAAACGCAUUCAUGAUGCCUCGCCUCAGGAACAGGAAUCUCUGCCAUGGUCAUGUGGAACUUGGUAGUCGGUGCCUUCGUUUUCUAGUCUGCUGGUCUUAUCGGCCCCUGAGUCUGUAUUACGAUAAAGGGUUGAGAUUCUGCUAUA
Molecule: messenger RNA, 1826 nt
Organism: Nymphaea colorata (pocket water lily)
Lineage: Eukaryota; Viridiplantae; Streptophyta; Magnoliopsida; Nymphaeales; Nymphaeaceae
Product: AT-hook motif nuclear-localized protein 17-like
Exons: 1
Coding region: 71-895 (274 amino acids)
Cellular component (GO): nucleus
Molecular function (GO): DNA-binding transcription factor activity; minor groove of adenine-thymine-rich DNA binding
Source: RefSeq, a predicted model, not a curated record